AUGAGUCUUUUUAAAUUUCUUCUUUUUUCUACUUCAUUCGUCUCUUUUUUUUCUACUUCUUUUGUUACUUCUACUUCUUUUGUUACUUCUACUUCUUUUGUUACUUCUACUUCUUUUUCGACUUCUUUUGUUACUUUUUUCGACUUCUUUUGUUACUUUUUUCGACUUCUUUUGUUACUUUUUCGACUUCUUUUGUUACUUUUUCGACUUCUUUUGUUACUUUUUUUCGACUUCUUUUGUUACUUUUUUUCGACUUCUUUUGUUACUUUUUUCGACUUCUUCUGCCUCUUCUUUUUUCGACUUCUUCUGCCUCUUCUUUUUUCGACUUCUUCUGCCUCUUCUUUUUUCGACUUCUUCUGCCUCUUCUUUUUUCGACUUCUUCUGCCUCUUCUUUUUUCUUCUUCUGCCUCUUCUUUUUUCGACUUCUUCUGCCUCUUCUUUUUCGACUUCUUCUGCCUCUUCUUUUUCGACUUCUUCUGCCUCUUCUUUUUUCGACUUCUUCUGCCUCUUCUUUUUUCGACUUCUUCUGCCUCUUCUUUUUUCGACUUCUUCUGCCUCUUCUUUUUUCGACUUCUUCUGCCUCUUCUUUUUUCGACUUCUUCUGCCUCUUCUUUUUUCGACUUCUUCUGCCUCUUCUUUUUCGACUUCUUCUGCCUCUUCUUUUUCGACUUCUUCUGCCUCUUCUUUUUCGACUUCUUCUGCCUCUUCUUUUUUCGACUUCUUCUGCCUCUUCUUUUUUCGACUUCUUCUGCCUCUUCUUUUUUCGACUUCUUCUGCCUCUUCUUUUUUCGACUUCUUCUGCCUCUUCUUUUUUCGACUUCUUCUGCCUCUUCUUUUUUCGACUUCUUCUGCCUCUUCUUUUUUCGACUUCUUCUGCCUCUUCUUUUUUCGACUUCUUCUGCCUCUUCUUUUUUCGACUUCUUCUGCCUCUUCUUUUUUCGACUUCUUUCGUCUCUUCUUUUUUCGACUUCUUUCGUCUCUUCUUUUUUCGACUUCUUUCGUCUCUUCUUUUUUCAACUUCUUUCGUCUCUUCUUUUUUCAACUUCUUUCGUCUCUUCUUUUUUCAACUUCUUUCGUCUCUUCUUUUUUCAACUUCUUUCGUCUCUUCUUUUUUCAACUUCUUUCGUCUCUUCUUUUUUCAACUUCUUUUUACAUAAAAAAAUUUCAGUUUGA
Molecule: messenger RNA, 1173 nt
Organism: Acanthosepion pharaonis
Lineage: Eukaryota; Metazoa; Mollusca; Cephalopoda; Sepiida; Sepiidae
Source: the annotation of a GenBank genome assembly